Molecule: messenger RNA, 2211 nt
Organism: Durusdinium trenchii
Lineage: Eukaryota; Dinophyceae; Suessiales; Symbiodiniaceae
Source: the annotation of a GenBank genome assembly
AUGCGAGCACCUGAAGGACUGCAAUCUGUUGGAGGUCGACAAGGAUUGAAAGGCUCACAACUUUUGGAGGUCUCAGAGUUUGGCACUGGCGACUUCCGCACACCUAGCAUGGACGUUUGCUUCCGCAAGGACGGAUCUCGCCUUCUACCCCUAGUGUACAAACACCACAGGGUCAUCGAUGGCAUUUUGCCCUCGACUUCUGGACUGCCAUUCUUGGGCAGACACAACUCUCAGGGAGCACAAAGCUUGGUGGUCGACAUGGUGGACACAUACACUGAAGUGCAGGUCCAGCUGGUCUACACGGUUUUUCCAUCAAUUUCAGCUGUGAGCCGGCGGAUGGUGGUGAAGAACAGUUCCAAAGUUGGAUUGGGCGGUGUUGAUCUGAUGAAGUGCAUGUCGGCCACUUUUGAUUUCAGCACAGAUGAUUGGCACUUGCUCUCCUUGCAUGGCGGCUGGGCAAAUGAACGGCACAUCAACACUCGGAGGAUACAAGAGGGCAUGAUCCAUUUGGGCAGCAAUCGUGGAGUCUCAUCACACCAGAUGAAUCCUUUUUGCGUGCUGUCAUCAGGUCCUCCAGCCGAAGACCACGGGCAGUGCUUUGGUUUUUGUUUGCUUUACUCGGGCAACUGGCUCAUGGAGGUCGAGCAGAGCCAAACCGGAUGUGUGCGGGUCAAUGUUGGACUCAGCAACACCCAUUUCAGCUGGGCCUUGGGCAAUCAAGAGAGCUUCGAGACGCCAGAGUGUGUUUGCGUGUUCUCAGAUGCAGGCCUUGGGAAGAUGACCCGCACUUUCCAGCACCUCAUUGGGGAGAGGCUGAUCGCUCCGCGCUGGCACGAUCUCGUUUGCCCAGUGCUCAUCAACACGUGGGAGGCGCUCUACUUCGAGGUUUACCACGACAAAAUCCUGGAAUUCGCCAAACCUGCAAUUGAGGCCGGGGUUGAACUACUAGUUCUGGACGAUGGCUGGUUUGGCAAGCGCGAUGAUGAUACAACAUCUUUGGGUGAUUGGGUAGAAGACCCUCGGAAGCUUCCACGAGGCUUGAAGGGCUUAGCACAGGAUGUCAAUGCCAUGGGACUGAAGCUUGGAAUUUGGGUUGAGCCUGAGAUGGUAAACCAGGACAGCCAACUGUACAGGUCGCAUCCCGAAUGGGUCCUUCAUCAUCCUGGAAGACUGCGAUCCGAGGGCAGGAAUCAGCUGGUUCUAGAUCUAACACGUCGAGAAGUGCAGGACUACAUCAUUGAUUGUGUUAGUCAAAUCCUAAGCUCUGCCAACAUCGAAUACAUUAAGUGGGACAUGAACCGCGCUUUGACAGAUGCAUUUUCUGCAGCUUUGCCGCCGCAGCAACAGGGCGAGGUCUAUCAUCGAUACGUUUUAGGACUCUACCGGAUUUUCGAGGUUCUGACCUCAAGCUUUCCCCAUGUACUCUUCGAGAGUUGCGCGUCUGGAGGUGGUCGUUUUGAUGCAGCCCUACUGGCCUGGUGUCCCCAGGCCUGGUGCUCUGACAAUUCUGACGCCUUCUCACGAACACGCAUCCAGAUGGGCACUUCCAUGUGGGCCCCAGUGCGGUGUAUGGGCGCUCACAUCGCGGCGUGUCCCAGCCAUCAAACUCACAGGACGCAUAUGUUGAAGACCCGCUUCAUUGUUGCCCUUUGGGGCACCUUUGGCUUGGAGCUGGACCUCAACAAGCUCUCGAGAGAGGAGCUGAAAGAGAUGAAGGAGCUGGUAGCCUUGCGAGGAAAGCUUUGCCAGGUUGUACUGCAUGGAGAAUAUUUCCGUCUUCCAGGCUUCGGAUAUCCUGGAGCCUCUCAUUCGAACUCAGCUGGUAUUGGUGACUCCCACGUGUAUGCCUGGAUGUUUGUCACGCCAGAGAAGGAUAGAGCUGUGGUCAGCGCCAUUGUCUUUCACAGAGACACAGUGGGGAAGUUUCCCUCGCGGUUGAAGCUACAAGGCUUGAGGCCGGACUAUUUGUACUCGCUCAUCGAGCAUGUGCCAACCACUGUCGAAGAAGGCGUCUUCAACGGCAUUUUUCAGCCAGGUGGCCCUCAAUUCAAGCACCGGAGGCGGUUGAUGCUCACGGGAGCUGUUCUGAUGGAAGUGGGCAUCCCUGUGCACUUUAACUUCGAUGGAGACGCCAUGCUUUUAGAGUUGGAGGUGGGAGGCCCUUCACAAGAACCAAAAGAGUCCAACGGAGUGCACGUCCUUGCGAGCUAA